Messenger RNA from Papaver somniferum (opium poppy), 3436 nucleotides. RefSeq names its product putative disease resistance protein RGA1. The transcript has 5 exons. Gene Ontology annotation, molecular function: ADP binding. The coding region runs from base 153 to 1787 and encodes 544 amino acids. Lineage: Eukaryota; Viridiplantae; Streptophyta; Magnoliopsida; Ranunculales; Papaveraceae. Gene Ontology annotation, biological process: defense response to other organism. The record is from RefSeq and is a predicted model, not a curated record.
CAAUCCUUUCCAGAGAUAAAACCAUUCUAGAGUACACCCUUUUAGUCUUAUACAUCAUUUCAACAUAUCAUACUUUUAUUGAAUUAAGUUUCUUCAUUUCUUGAUCUUCUUUUCAUUAUCAAGUACUUUCAAUUGAAUACCAAUUACUCACCAUGGCGUUUGAAGGGAUUGUUGCUAAUGGCGUAACAGAAAUAUUGAAGAAAUUGGUUCCGGUUGUUGCUCGAGAAAUUAGUCUGGCGAGGGGUGUCGAAGAUGAUCUGAAAAAGCUUCAAGACACUUUAGAGAUGAUUCUACUUGUAAUAGCUGAUGCUGAGAGGAAACAGAUCAAUGAUGCAGCUGUACGUCUUUGGUUAAGAAGGCUUAAAGAUGUUGCCUAUGAUGCGGAAGAUGUGAUGCAUGAGUUUUCCUAUGAAACCAUGCGGAGGUGUGAAAGGGGGAACCGCUUGAGGAUCAAGGCUCGUGAUUUCGUUUCAUCCAACAACCCACUAGCAUUUCGUUUCAAGAUGCCUGGGAAAAUCAAACAUAUAAAUCAGAGGUUAGCUGAAAUCACCGAAGAUAUGAGUAGGUUUCACUUGCAAACUACACCUGCUAGCAAUACUGUUACUCUUCCUGUUGAAAACAGUGAGCACCGGAGCCGAGAAACCGCAUCCUGUAUUAAUGAAUCAAACAUUAUAGGGAGGGAGGAUGAAAAGGAGAAAAUAGUAAACAUGUUAACCAAAGUCAUACCAUCAUCAGCAACACCAUCUGCUUCUGAUAGAAAUACGGAAAAGGUCUCUGUGGUUUCCAUAGUUGGUAUGGGAGGUCUAGGCAAGACGACUCUAGCUCAGCUCGUCUACAAUGAUGAGAUGGUAAAUAAACUUUUUGAGUUAAAAUUGUGGGUCCAUGUCUCUCAAGAAUUUGAUGUGGAAAAGCUCUUAAUAAAAAUUAUGGAGUCCUCCACUGAGAACAAGUUUGAUUCUCCGUCAAACUUUGCUGUACUGGUAAGUAAAGUUCAGGAACAACUGAAUGGGAAGAGAUAUUUGCUAGUACUUGACGAUUUAUGGAACGAGGAUGCUGUGCAAUGGGAGAGACUCUGCAGUGCGUUGCUUGAUGGGGCUCAAGGGAGUAAAAUAUUAAUCACUACUCGCAAAACUCAAGUUGCAGAUAUGGUUAAGGGGAGUAUUCCUCCUUACAAAUUGGAAAAGUUACAAGAUGAUGAAUGCUGGUGUAUCAUGGAGAAGAGAGCAUUUUCUCCCGGUGGAGCAGUAAAGACUCCAACCAUGACUAGCAUUGGAAAAGGAAUAGCAAAAAAAUGUAGUGGUGUACCGCUUGCAGCAAAAAUCUUGGGAGGUCUCAUGCGCUUAAAAAAUAAAGAAGGCGAUUGGUUGUCAAUUCAAGAACUUGAUGUUUUGAGUACAAGAGAAGGUCAAAGCGAAAUCAUACCCAUACUAAAGUUGAGCUAUGACAAUUUGUCGUCUGAGUUGAAACAAUGUUUCUCCUACUGCUCUAUAUUUCCCAAAGGAUGGGAGAUAAAUAGAGUAACACUUGUUCAGUUGUGGAUAGCAGAAGGAUUUCUGGAUUCUGGUAAUGUGGGAAGCCGAAGAUCAAUUGAAGACAUCGCGGAUGAAUACUUUGAUAGUUUGGUAUCGAGUUCAUUUCUGGAUGGUGCGAAAUGGAGCAUAUUGGGUGACAUAAAGACGUGCAAGGUGCAUGAUCUCGUCCAUGAUCUUGCAAAAGCUGUUGCCGGGGAUCAGGAAUUGGCGUCUCUCAAGGAAUCUUCAGAAUGUGAAAGACCCGGUAGAUGCUGAGAGGGCGAAUCUGAAAGGAAAACAGAAUCUUCGUAGAUUGUAUCUGCAUUGGGAAGAAACAGAAAUCGAUUUAGAAGAAGAAGAAGAAGUGGCCAUGAUGUGGGACGAGAAUUCGUGUAAUUUUCAAGUGUUUGAAGCUCUCCAACCUCCCUCUGGUUUGAGACUAUUGGGUAUUCGUAACUUCAUGGGGCGGGACCUUCCCAUGUGGAUGUGUGGAUCUGGUAUUCCAGAUUUGGCAGAGUUGAAACUCGCAAACUGCGUUGGAAUAAAACAACUACCAUCAUCUAUUGGGCAGCUCCGAAGUCUUCGAUCUCUUGUUCUUAAAGAAAUGUCUUUGAAGAGUUUGGAUAUUAGCGGAUUUCCUUCGUUACUGACUCUCGAACUUGCUGAUAUGUUCCUUCUAGAAGAACUCGGUAAUUCAUAUCCUUCUUGUCUUCAAAAACUGAUUAUCGACGGCUGCAAGAGUUUAACAGAAAUCCCUUCAUUUCCUUCUCUGACGGUAUUGAAAUUAGUGAAGGUCAACAGCAAGUUAGUAUGCUCAGUUGGGAGAAGCCAGACAUCUCUUGCACAUCUAGUUUUGAAGAAUAUUGAGGAGCUUAUAUACUUCCCAAUAAGAAUACUCCAAAACAAUUGCAACAUUCAAAUCCUGCGCAUUAAAGGUUGUAAUCAGUUGGAAGGCUUUGGUGUAAUUGAUGAUGAGAAGAAGAACAUGGUUCCUCUGUAUGGCCAUGGACUCUACACCGGGUCUCUUCAGAAAUUGUAUCUCAUCGACUGCCCAAUUUUUAAGUUUCUUCCAGAUUUACGAGGAUGGACUUCUCUUCAGGAAUUAAUCAUCUUCAACUGCCCACAAGUGAAGGAGUCUUUAACCUAUGAUCUCAGAGACCUCUCUUUUCUUAAAGAACUGCGGGUUGAUUUUAUUCAAAGAGACGAGAAGCGAGGGGAUCCAACUACUACUACUGAAUUGAUUAAUUUGAUGAACAAGUAGCAGGAACGUGCAAUUGGAACCGUAUCUGAGAUCCAUUUCCUCUCUUAAAGAAUUCUUGGCUUAGUUUAUUCAAGGAGACGAGAAGAUCCAUCCAUUAAAGAAGACAUGAUUCCUUUGGUGGAAUAGCAGUUUCUCGUGAUUACCAUAUCUCAGCUCUGGAUUACGUUUGAUUUGGUUUGGUUGUGCAGUUGAAUGAAUAGAAAUGAAGCAGCAGAGAUGAUGAUAAAGCAGAGCCCACUAUUUUGUCAGAAUCCGACUUAGCUCAUAUGCAGGACUUACCGCAAUGUUGCAGACGAUGGAAUCAUUGAAUAAUUAGAGCAUGCGCCGAAGAGAUAUAACGUCCGGUCCAGGUCGGGCUUUGAUGCUCAAUUGUGGAAACUUUUGAGUCCUAGUUGACAAAGCCACUGCACUGCAACUGACUAAUUCUACAAAAAAGCACGCAUUGCGCUCUUAGUACACUAGCCCACUCCUUUAAGCAAUUUACUUUUCACGAUUUCAUGAACAGGUUGGAGAUUUUUAGGUUCUAAGCUGCUUUAAAAAGUGUUGUUUUGAAACUAAUCUGUUUUAAUAUUACCAUGUAUGCAGUGUGUUAUUUGGUUUCUGCUACAGUAUCAAUUUAUAUAUAAUCAGUUAUAAAUUCAAAAACUACGUGAACCCAUCCAAA